AUGGAUGCAACAUCUUCUACAGCUGCUGCCCCAGCUAGCCUGUCUACCGAUGUCUUGGUCGAUAAGAUACAGGGAGUUGCUAUCGGAAAUGCUCUUGGUGAUACAAUUGGGCUCUAUACAGAGUUCCUGAGCGGAAUCCAGUCGCAGAUGGCAUACCCAAAAGCCAACUUUCGGCUCACUGAACCGACUACUCCUCUUUAUGUCGAUAGACACAGAGCAAGGUUUGAAGAAAGAGCGUGGACCGACGACACCGACCAAAUGCUUUUAAUUCUCCUCUCAUACCUCCAUAACAACGGAACUCUGACACAAAAGGACUUUGCUUCCCGCCUACACACGUGGAUCGCAAUGGGACUUCGUGCGCUUGAUCGACUACCCCUUGGAAUUGGUAACACCGUUGGCAUGGUAGUAACACACACGAACUUCCUUUCCGAUCCCGCAGGAGUCUCGAAGGGUCGUUGGGUAAAUACAAAGUGUGUCAAUGCCGCAAACGGCGCUGUGAUGCGUACAUCGAUUAUUGCACCCAUGUUUAUCAAUAAAACACUGGAGGAAACAUACCAGGCCGCCAUUGACAUUGCCAUAGUCACCCAUGCGGAUCCAAGGUGCUUGGUUUCUUGCGUAGCUGUUGUUGGCAUUAUACGUGCGUUGUUGAAAGGGGAGUUGACAUCUGAAGAGAUGAUCAAUGGUUACCUUGAUCAUGCAUGGGCGUGGACGGAUGCGUAUGCUAAGGAGCAUAUUUUGAAGGAUGAUGAAGGGAAUGAGAUCGAGUAUAACUUUGAUCGGGCGGAGUACGAUGCCUAUUGCAAGAUUAGCCCGAAAAAGAUGUAUAACGAUAAGAAGGAUGGGAUGAUAGUUGAUGAUAGACGACUGGGAUACACAUAUAUUGCGCUAGGGUCGGCGGUGUGGUGUCUGAGGAGGGUAAUGUUGGGGAAGGAUGACUUUAAGAGUGUAAUUACAAAGUUGAUUAUGAUGGGUGGGGAUGCUGAUACCAAUGGUGCGGUCGCGGGCGCCCUUGUCGGUGGAUACGUUGGCCACAAGGCUAUCGCGCCGGAAUGGAGAGAUGGACUUAGAUACAAUGAUUGGUUGCUGAAAAAGGUGGAGGGUAUGUGUAUUCUUUCCGGUGUUAUCACGGACAAAACAUACAUCCCAACAGAGGACUUGGAUACCGCUCCGGAUGGCAACCGUGGGUUCUUAGACGAGGCAGAUAUCCGAGAGCGAGAGAAAGAGCUGAUGAAAAUGAUCCUCGAGAAGUUGGAUGCUCAUCAAAAGGCUCAAAAGAAACCAAAAAUUCAGAACCUAUGGGGUCUGUUGGACUAA
Orbilia oligospora ATCC 24927 is the source of this 1314-nucleotide messenger RNA. RefSeq lists its product as uncharacterized. Lineage: Eukaryota; Fungi; Ascomycota; Orbiliomycetes; Orbiliales; Orbiliaceae. The record is from RefSeq and is a predicted model, not a curated record. The coding region runs from base 1 to 1314 and encodes 437 amino acids. The transcript has 3 exons.